CGCAAAACUCUUGCAGUCAAAAAAACUUUCGCUGACAGGUGUCUCUCACAUAUAUUCACAAAACCCAAACAACAUUUCUAUCUCCACCGAUCGUCCCUGCCCUCUCUCUAAAACCUAAACCCUUGAAAUCGACUCCUUCAAGGAAGACGAAGCACAAACAAACCGUAAGACGAAGCUUGUGAUUGCUGAAAUCGUUUGAAAUCCAGCAUCUUGGUAGAAUGGACUUUUCGUGAGAAAAAAAUAUUUUCACCAUGGAGAUUGAUCUUGAGCUGCCUUCAGGUCAGGAGGAUAAAUUGGACACUAGAUUGGAUACAAAUUUUGGUGGUACAGAUGGACUUCUUGCUGGGGAAGAUGAGAUAAAUUCUCCUAGGACUGGUAGAGAUAUCGAGGGAAACCUAGGACCAAAUAUGGGUGAAAACCUCAGCACAAGUGGGGAGGGAGCAAAUGAGAAUGCUCUUGGAUUGGACGCUUUUGGGAAGCAGGUCAAGAGUUUUGAGCCCCAAAAGGGUUUGGAGUUUGAAUCAAAGGAGGCAGCAUAUUCUUUUUACAGAGAAUAUGCUAGGUCUGUGGGAUUUGGCAUUACAAUAAAAGCAAGUCGCCGGUCCAAGAAAUCAGGAAAAUUCAUUGAUGUAAAAAUAGUUUGUUCUAGAUUUGGUAGUAAACGCGAGUCUAGUACAACUAGUAGUUCCCGAUCAUGUCCCAAGACAGACUGCAAGGCAAGCAUGCAUAUGAAGAGAAGGCAGGAUGGAAAAUGGUUUAUAUAUAGUUUUGUGAAGGAGCAUAACCAUGAAAUUUGUCCUGAUGACUUUUAUCAUACUCUCAGGGGAAGGAGCAAGCAGUCUGAUAUUGUUGCUUGUCAAAAGAAAGGACUGCAGUUGGCUUUAGAUGAGGUAGACGUACAAGUGUUGCUCGAGUAUUUUAUGCUUAUGCAAGAUGAGUUUCCCAAUUUUUUCUACGCUAUAGAUCUGGACCAUGAAAAACGUAUGAGAAAUGUGCUUUGGGUUGAUUCCAUAAGCAGACAUGACUACUGCAAUUUUUAUGAUGCAGUCUUAAUUGAUAGCAGCUAUGUUAGGAACAAAUAUAAAGUCCCCUUUGUUCCUAUUUUUGGGGUGAAUCAUCACUUUCAGUUAAUGUUGCUUGGAUGCGCAUUGAUUGGGGAGGAAACAACGUCAACCUUUGUUUGGUUAAUGCGCACGUGGCUUAGAGCAAUGGGUGGUCAAAUUCCUAAAGUUAUUAUUACUGAUGAAGGAAAAUCACUGGAAGAAGCUAUUACAGAGGUGUUUCCUGAUACACGCCAUUGUUUUUGUUUGUGGCAUGUGUUGAGAAAGAUUCCUGAAAAUCUAAGUCAUAUUGUGAACAGGUCUGAAAAUUUUAUGUUGAAAUUUAACAAAUGCAUUUAUCAAUCUUGGACAAACGAAGAGUUUGAAACGAAAUGGUGGAAAAUGGUUGAUAAAUUUGAGCUCAGGGAUGAUGAAUGGCUUCAAUCACUCUAUCGAAAUCGUAAAAAGUGGGUUCCUGCUUAUAUGAGUGGUACCUUUUUAGCUGGAAUGUGUACUACUGAGCGUUCUGAGUAUAUAUCGUGUUUGUUGAAUAAAUACAUACAGAAGGAGACUAAGUUUAAGGAGUUUAUUGAUCAGUACAAAGUUUUUUUGCAUGAUAGGUGUGAAGAGGAAGCCAGAGCUGAUUUUGAAACACAUCACAACCCGCCUAUGUUAAAAUCUCUAUCUCCUUUUGAGAAACAGAUGUCAACAGUUUAUACACAUGCAAUAUUCAAGAAAUUUCAGGUUGAGGUUUUGGGAACAGUUGCUUGUAGUCUGCGAAAGGAAUGUGAAGAUGAGGCAGUUGUAACAUUUCGAGUUGAAGAUUUUAAAGAGCGGCAGAAUUUCAUUGUAGCAUGGAAUGAAGCAGACUUACGUAUCUGCUGUUCGUGUCGUUCAUUUGAAUAUAAAGGUUUUCUAUGUAGACAUACAAUGAUUGUUCUCCAAAUGUCUGGUGUCUCCAACAUCCCAUCUCACUAUAUACUACAGCGAUGGACGAAAGAUGCCAAGAUCAGGAAAUCCAAUAGUGAAAUAUCAAGCAGGCUUCAUUAUAGGGUCCAGCGUUUUAAUGAUCUUUGUAAACGAGCCAUUAAAUUGGGUGAAGAGGCGUCUUUGUCUCAGGAAACCUACGAUACUGUUAUCUGUGCACUACAAAAAGCCAUGGAACAUUGUGUGGGCGUGAACAAUUCUGUUAAAUGUGUUUUAGAGCCUAACAGUUUACUCUGCAUUGAAGAAGAGAAUCAAGGGAACAGUGUGGUCAAAACAUCUAAGAAAAAAAAAAUUUAUAAGAAGCGAAAGGUACAAUCUGAGACUGAAGUAAUAACUAGUGGAGUGCAAGACAGCAACCAGCAAAUGGGGCAGUUGAACUCUGGAGCACACAGCCUUGACAACACUUUUGUUCCUCAACAGGACGUUCCAGGGAUGGGACAAUUAAUCUCAUUAUCUUCGAUUCGUGAUGGCUAUUAUAGCAAUCAACAGGCAAUACAGGGGCUGGGACAAUUGAAUUCAAUUCCAAUGCGUGUUGGUCAUUAUGGCCCUCAACAAAGCCUGCAAGGACUGUUGCAGGGACAACUUGGUUUUAGAGCUGCAACGAUGCACGGGUGUUUCAACAUUCGAGACAGCUUGCAUGAUAUGGAACAGUCUGUGGCGGGUUCUAGACAGUUCCAGAACAUUGUGUCCAAACCUUUGCAAGAUAAACAUCUUCCUCCGUAGUUGCAUUGGGCUGCCUGCUUUUACUUUUUUAUGUUAAUAGAAAAGACAGAAAUUCAACAAAGCAUAUGAAUCUAAUAUAACUGGCCUAUUAGGGCUUUUGGUAGCAUAGGUACUCUCAAUUAAUAUGAGAAGCCUUCUCUUAAGGGUUAGUAGAUUUUAGCGCUCUCUAAUUUCUUCUUUUUAUUUUUAACUAUUUUUUCAAUUUACUUACCACAUUUUGUUCUCGCUGUGUAAGUGAUUGCAAUUUUAAACUGCAUUAGAUUCACUGUAGGCUGUGGCUCUGGUAGUACCUAGGUCUUAGGCAACCUAAAGCUUUUUUUGUAAUGUUCCAUAAGUGGUGAACUCGAAGGUCGUUUCAAGGAAGUCACAAAGGGUGGUUUGUGAAACAACUCUACUAGAAGCCUCGACAUUUGCUUUAGUGAUUAUUUAUUUACUUGUUAAUAUUACCCU
Messenger RNA from Camellia sinensis, 3200 nucleotides. It is a transcript of the gene FRS2, whose product is annotated as FAR1-related sequence 2. Gene Ontology annotation, biological process: regulation of DNA-templated transcription. The record is from RefSeq and is a predicted model, not a curated record. NCBI's taxonomy places the organism in Eukaryota, Viridiplantae, Streptophyta, Magnoliopsida, Ericales, Theaceae. Gene Ontology annotation, molecular function: zinc ion binding.